Molecule: messenger RNA, 893 nt
Organism: Cutaneotrichosporon oleaginosum
Lineage: Eukaryota; Fungi; Basidiomycota; Tremellomycetes; Trichosporonales; Trichosporonaceae
Source: RefSeq, a predicted model, not a curated record
UGACUGACCACUCUUGCUCGUGGCACUCGUGUCUCGACUAUCUAAACGCCGCAACUAUUCGGGGUCCUCCAUUCUCAACACCUCACCCCACUCCACUCCGUUCAUCUUGCAACUAUGGCCCCGAGCUACACUCUUUACGGCUGCCCCAACACGGCCUCGACCGGCAUCCACUGGCUCCUCAUCCACCUCGAGCAGACCCAGGGCAUCAAGUUCGACUUCUCGGAGAUUUGCCUUCCCAAGGGCGAGCAAAAGACCGAGCGCUACGCCAAGGUCAACAGCAAGCAGCGCGUCCCGACGCUCGUCGCCCACCCCUCCUCUGGCGCGAGCGUGACCAUCACUGAAGCUGGCGCGUGUGCACUCAUUCUCGCCGAAGAGCACCCACAGGCCCGCCUCCGCCCCGCCCUCGAUGCACCACUGGCCGAGCGCGCCGCAUUCGAUGAGGCGUUCAUCUUCGUCGUCAACUCCAUCCUGCCGGCCCUCCGUGACUGGAUGUACGCCGACAAGGAUGGCUCUCCGCAGUACGCUCAUGGAGUGCGGCUGCUCACCCUUGAUCGUCUCAAGAUGAUGUAUGGUGUGCUCGACAAGCUCCUCCUCGAGCGCAAGUACCUCGCGGGUGACCGGCCGACCGCUGUCGACUACAUCUUCUGCGCAACCAUGAGCUGGGACGGCUUCAUUUAUGCGCUGUCUCGCAGGUUCAAGCAUAUUCGCCGGUUCGACGACGAGAUGCGCGCAGAGAAGAGCUUCAAGGAGCUCGAGAAGCGUGAACAGCUCACCAUCUCGGACAUCAAGGACUGGGAGGAGCCGUACCUUACUCUCUCGGCACAGCUUUAGUGUAUGCAAGAAGUAGACUGCGAGUUGUUGAUCGUACAUAAAGGUGUAUUAUAGAUGCCGAG